UCCCUCGCUCUCUUUCUGGAACAGCAGCGGGUAUGGCGUGGUGCGAAGGAGUGGAGGCGCCCCGUCUCCUGAUAGCCCCCUUACCUCCCAUUACAAACAAAGGGGAAGAUAUAAUUGGAAAUGCAAAUGCAGAAGGAUGUUUAUUAUCUUUACGUCAUCCACAAUCAGGAAAACCAGCAUGUUACCUUCUCAGGGAAGGUUAUCUUCAAGAACUGCAUUGGUUUAAGCAGUCUUAUGGCUCUUGGUUUCUGGGAGACUAUGCUUGUGAAGAUGGCAGCCUAUAUAUUUCUACUCCAAUUGACCCCAUAUUUGUCCUUUUGCCAAUAUUUGAGGAAGCUCGUAUGAAGAAGGCAAGUGAUCAAGGGGUGUUUAGACAAUUGGAUGAAAUUCUGUAUGUUGAUGGCUAUCCGGGUUAUCAGCAUCUAUUUUCUGUGGCAAAAGAUACCAUGAAUAUGGUUUGUGAAGUGAAAGAAAUUGGAUCCUCAAAGUUCUUCAGACUUGAUAAUUCAAGGGUCCUGGCUUGGUUGUGUUGUAAGGUACAACACUUAAAAGCAACAUUGUUAGAAUUGGACAAAAACUACACUGCUCAAGAAGAAGGGGAAACAUUGAAGGAUGUUAUCUCAAUCUUGGGUGAGUAUGUGAAGGAUGAGCCUUGGUUGAUGCUGCUUUGCAGUCACUUGAAGUUGGAUAUUGAAGAAACACACAAGGAAACAACAAAAACCAUGACAGGCCAAAUUUUCCUAGAGAAUAAUUCAGAAUCUUGUCAUACUUUUCAGAGUAAAGUAGAGAAUGGAAGGAGCAUGACGAGCAAUAGAAGACAAUCAAAGAGACCAAAAACAGAAACCAAUUCGCAGAACAUUAAAGACAUGUUCCGCAGGGUUACGAGAAAGGGUACAUCAUGAAUCUGGAUUGAAAGAUGUGUUAACCUGUUGUUGGUCCUUUGUUUUUUACCUGUAAAAUGAUUUUAUAUUGAAGACCCCUUGAUUUUGUUUUAGCACAAAAAAUUCUCCGCUUAAUUGUUUGGGUUCUUAUUCUCAAGUGUGCAGCCAUGAUCAGUCUAAAUAAUUCAGUUCAAGUGGUAUAGUAAAACAAUGCAGUCUCCAAACUACUUUCUGCGAGUCCACAACUCGUGAGAGAACUGUAAGUUUCUCCUUCAAAAGUUGAUUGAUCAUUUUUCUUUCCGCUACGAUAA
Messenger RNA from Musa acuminata subsp. malaccensis (wild Malaysian banana), 1192 nucleotides. RefSeq lists its product as uncharacterized. Gene Ontology annotation, cellular component: nucleoplasm; ribonuclease H2 complex. Gene Ontology annotation, biological process: RNA catabolic process. The record is from RefSeq and is a predicted model, not a curated record. Lineage: Eukaryota; Viridiplantae; Streptophyta; Magnoliopsida; Zingiberales; Musaceae.